UAUUAAACGCAUUUAAAAUGCCGGAAUCAUCAUUUGGUGCUGAUGUGGGUAAACAACCUGGCCUGGAAAUUUGGCGGAUUAAGAAUUUCGCACCAGUUCCAUACGACAAAAAGUCGUAUGGGAAAUUCUACAGUGGAGAUUCUUACAUUGUUCUGAGCACCCGCCUGUCCGGUAACAAACUGAAACGUGACAUUCACUUUUGGCUCGGGAAAGACACUUCUCAGAUGUAUGAUGAAAUGGGUGCAGCGGCAAUUUUCGCUGUUGAGUUAGACGAUCAUCUUGGUGGAGUUCCUGUUCAACAUCGAGAAGUUCACGAAUAUGAAUCGUCGAUGUUUCUGGCAAAUUUCCCUGGGGGUGUACGAUACCUUGACGGCGGAGUUACCAGCGGUUUUAAGCACGUUGAUCCCGAUCAAGUGGAGAAGAAACUUUUGCAAGUGAAAGGCAAACGAAACGUUCGCGUCCGACAGGUUCCCCUUGAUGUGUCCUCAAUGAACAAAGGUGACUGCUUCGUUUUGGACGCUGGAAAGGUCGUUUACGUGUACAUGGGCAAUGGCAGCAAAAAGGUAGAACGCUUGAAGGCUAUUCAAGCUGCCAAUCAAGUCCGUGACCAGGACCAUGCUGGCAAAGCCAGGAUUGUUAUUCUCGAUGAAUUUAGUAGCGCGGGUGAUAUUACCACGUUUUUCAAACAGUUAGGUAGUGGUUCGCCGAUGGAUGGUCCGGAAGGGUCUAACGAGGAUGAUGAUAUCUUAUUUGAACAGCAACAACAGGCAGGCAUUCAAUUAUCGUCAGCGAUAUUGUUCCGCGUGAGCGAUGCUAGCGGUCAACUAGUGAUUGAGGAAAUUAAGCAAAAACCAUUGCAGUAAUCUAUGUUGAAAAGAGAGGAUUGCUUUAUUCUCGAUACUGGAGGAUCGGGACUCUUUGUUUGGAUCGGCCGAGGGUGUACUAAAGCUGAGAAACUUGAAGCGAUGAACGUGGCUCAAAGGUUCUUGACCGAAAAGGGUUAUCCAAUUUGGACUAAGGUUAACCGCGUCGUGGACGGCGGAGAACCCACGAUCUUUAAGCAAUACUUUGCCAGCUGGAGAGAAGAAAAUACAAUAUCCCAAUUCCCUGUCCCUGUACCCACUAAAAAUGGUCGCAUCAAGUUCCUUUCGCUUUUCUUUCUUCUUGUUUUGCAGAAAAACCAAAAUCACUCAAUGUCGGACGGUCAGACUUUAAUCGAAAAAUCCAGAAGUGAAAUGUCGACAUAA
Messenger RNA from Daphnia carinata, 1247 nucleotides. Its product is annotated as actin depolymerising venom protein gelsolin 1-like. Gene Ontology annotation, molecular function: phosphatidylinositol-4,5-bisphosphate binding; actin filament binding. The transcript is spliced from 10 exons. Gene Ontology annotation, cellular component: cytoplasm; actin cytoskeleton. Gene Ontology annotation, biological process: barbed-end actin filament capping; actin filament severing; actin polymerization or depolymerization. The record is from RefSeq and is a predicted model, not a curated record. Lineage: Eukaryota; Metazoa; Arthropoda; Branchiopoda; Diplostraca; Daphniidae.